AUGCGUGUUUACACCGACCUUGGACGUAUCGACAAGGUGCGUGAGGUGCUUAGCGUGGGACUGCGCGACCUCGACGCCCCAGUGGAGCUCAUGUCUACAUCGCCUGCGCAAUAUGCGUGGCUGGGCAGCAGCGCGAGGCGGCGGGAUGGCGGCACCACCGCAGCUGCCGCCAGUACCUCGUUGAAGCUGCAAACCAACCUCCUCGCCCCGGCUGCAGCUGAGAGGGAGCGCAGGCUGUGUGACACCAGCGCCGUCAUUCGGUGGCGCCGGCCCGCCAUGCUCAACGCCGACGUCUUCAACGCGUACUUUGAAGCCCUCACGCGCCGCAGAAAGUACGCUGUCGAGGAGGUCAACUUUGUGCUCGAUCAGAUGAAGGCGUGCGGGGUGGAGAAGGACGCGUUGACGUACCACUACUUGGUGGAGCUGCACGUGCGAGCAGGCUACGACCCGACCGGGUUGUGGGAAGAGAUGAAGCAGCUGGUGCCAGAAAUGACCCCGCUGCCUGCCACAGUACAAACGUUCAUGCUGCGCAUUGUGCCGUACAGCACAGACCCCUCCCUCGUGGUAGAGGUAACACGCGCCGCUCUGCGGUACGGCACCGCCAUCGUGGACAAGCGCAUGCUAACUGAGCUGAUGGUGCAGUGGCUGAGCCCGGUGCGCACCCCCACCCACGCUGAGAGUAACGCAAGCAGCGGCAGCCAGCAUACCGUGGCGCAGGCAUCUCGCAUUGGACUCAAUGCCGCCUCGUCGUCCUCUGCAGUGCAGUACCCACCGGAGUACGUGUUGUGGCUUAUGCUGGAGCUGGAGCUGCGCUGCGUCUUGGAGAAGGCGAGCUUUAGCCAAUACGUUCAGCGCCAGUACUUUACAGAGUUGCUGCUGCGCUGCGCCAAGUGCACCGACGCGGGUACAGCGGAGCAGGUGCUUGCACUGAUGGACAGGCAAGCCAUCGCCAAGACGGCAGAGGUGCUGGCGCUGGUUGUGUGGUGCUGGUCGCAGGCACUCGAGGUUGAGAAGGCGCUCGACCUUAUCGAAUGGAUGGCGCUUAAAGGCUACCUCGACCAGGUCGACUGCUUCCGCAAGGCGCAGAUCGAGUCGCUGCGCUACACGAUGGACCGCCACUACCUCAUGACAUUCACCGAUGCCAUUCACACGCCGGCUCUGGUGGAGCGUGCGCUGUCGCACCUGCAGGCACGCCGGCAGAAGGGCGAGCUGGUGACGGUGCACACACUUGACUUGCUGGUGCUGGCUCUGGCUCGCAUCGGCGAGGAGCGCAAGGCGUUGCAGCUUGUCUCCGCCUACGAGCCUAGAUGGGGAGUGGCGCCGCGGACGAACACAUACAACGCCCUCCUCACCGGCUGCUCACGCUACCGCAGCACGAUGCUGCACCGCGUGGUGUACAAGACGAUGAAGAACAGCGGAGUUGUGCCAAACGUGCUGACGUUUCGCGUGCUGAUUCGCCAGGCCGUGACGUCCGGCAACAUCGACGAGGCCAUCGCCUACCUGGAAGAGGUCACCACCUACCCUGGGCUACGGGUUGAGGUGGAGAUGAUCCUGCCUAUUCUGGAAAGAGCCGCCCGCGUCGGCGACGGGGAGACGGCCACCCGCGUCAGCCAGUAUUCUCUCAAGUGCGACAUCGGCAUCGACGGCAGCGUGCUGCGCAGCGCCAUACAGCAACUGACCGAGGCAGGGCAAAGCGUAGAGGUGCUGAAGAGCCAACUGCCGCUGCACGAAGCGCUGCGUUCGCGCUCCAAGGCGGGUCGCCAGCGCGCCCGCAACGAAGUGCUCGUGUAA
This is a messenger RNA of Leishmania braziliensis MHOM/BR/75/M2904, 1791 nucleotides long. RefSeq lists its product as hypothetical. The transcript has a single exon. Gene Ontology annotation, molecular function: protein binding. NCBI's taxonomy places the organism in Eukaryota, Euglenozoa, Kinetoplastea, Trypanosomatida, Trypanosomatidae. The coding region runs from base 1 to 1791 and encodes 596 amino acids. The record is from RefSeq and is a predicted model, not a curated record.